CAAGUAUUGGAGAUGGGCCUUAUUUCCUUUAAACCUCAAAUUGAUAUAUAGUGACAUGCACAAAUAGAUCAUUUAAUUUGGAAGGUGUGGCCAAAAGAUGAACUCCACAUAACUGUGACAGAGAAUAGCUCUAGAAUGAUAAGUGGAUCCCACAGAUAUCAUAAUAAUGAUAAGUGGGUCCCACAGAUAUCAUGAUCUCAUUAGCCUUGCAAUUCAGAAUCCCCCCUACUUCCUUAUUCCUUGAUUCUCAUAAUUAACACCAAGAAAAUCCCCAAAAAAGGAAGAGAACAGUAAAAGAAUAUCCAUGGCAACAGCAGUAGGAGCAGCAACAAUAACUACAGCAAUCAAACUUCGUAAUUCGAUCUUGAAUCCUUCUUCUUCACUUCAACAAUGCAUCAGUUUCAGCAGCAACAACUGCAAAUCAUUCGACUUUGUUUCCUCGUCGAGCAAUAAUGGAAGCAAGAGACGGGCAGGAGUCCGAUGUAUGGCAGUGACAGAAGCAGCAGAGACGAAAAAGAGCAGUAGAAGCAAGUUUGAGAUCGAAACACUUACUAGUUGGCUGCUUAAACAGGAACAAGCAGGCACAAUUGAUGCAGAACUUACAAUUGUUUUGUCUAGCAUUUCAAUAGCUUGUAAGCAGAUUGCUGCCUUGGUUCAAAGAGCUGGUAUUUCUAAUCUUACUGGUGUUCAAGGUGCUGUAAAUGUCCAAGGAGAGGAUCAAAAGAAGCUUGAUGUUGUCUCUAAUGAGGUGUUUUCAAGUUGCUUGAGAUCAAGUGGAAGAACAGGAAUAAUAGCAUCAGAAGAGGAGGAUGUACCAGUAGCAGUGGAAGAGAGCUACUCAGGAAACUAUAUUGUUGUGUUUGAUCCUCUUGAUGGUUCUUCUAACAUUGAUGCAGCUGUCUCUACUGGUUCCAUUUUUGGCAUUUACAGCCCUAAUGAUGAGUGCAUUGUGGAAUCUGAUGAUGAAGCUGAUGAGCUAAGUGCAGAAGAACAGAGAUGUGUAGUGAAUGUUUGUCAGCCAGGAGAUAACCUUCUAGCAGCAGGGUAUUGUAUGUACUCAAGCUCUGUGAUCUUUGUACUUACAAUUGGAAAUGGGGUGUACUCAUUUACAUUAGAUCCCAUGUAUGGAGAAUUCAUACUCACCCAAGAAAAGAUCCAGAUCCCCAAAGCAGGAAAAAUCUAUGCUUUCAAUGAAGGAAACUACCAACUUUGGGAUGACAAGUUGAAGAAGUACAUUGAUGAUCUUAAGGACCCAGGACCCAGUGGAAAGCCUUACUCUGCUAGGUACAUUGGAAGUUUGGUUGGGGACUUUCAUAGGACACUUUUAUAUGGAGGCAUUUAUGGGUACCCUAGGGACAAGAAGAGCAAAAAUGGGAAGUUGAGGCUCUUGUAUGAAUGUGCACCUAUGAGCUUCAUCGUCGAGCAAGCCGGAGGUAAAGGUUCCGAUGGCCAUCACCGAAUACUAGAUAUUCAACCAGCGGAGAUUCAUCAACGUGUACCACUCUACAUUGGGAGCGUGGAGGAAGUAGAGAAACUCGAGAAGUAUCUAGCUUAAUUAUUCAAUAAACAAGCCAAAUAAAAUUUGGAAAUGUGUUUAUAGUUUUUUUGGAGAAACAUAUUAUAAGCAUCAAAUGAUAAAAAGAAGGUCCAUUCAAUUUUGAGAA
Amaranthus tricolor (Joseph's coat) is the source of this 1664-nucleotide messenger RNA. RefSeq names its product fructose-1,6-bisphosphatase, chloroplastic. The record is from RefSeq and is a predicted model, not a curated record. The coding region runs from base 305 to 1555 and encodes 416 amino acids. NCBI's taxonomy places the organism in Eukaryota, Viridiplantae, Streptophyta, Magnoliopsida, Caryophyllales, Amaranthaceae. The transcript has 4 exons. Gene Ontology annotation, cellular component: cytoplasm; cytosol. Gene Ontology annotation, molecular function: fructose 1,6-bisphosphate 1-phosphatase activity. Gene Ontology annotation, biological process: gluconeogenesis; fructose 6-phosphate metabolic process; sucrose biosynthetic process.